Messenger RNA from Stylophora pistillata, 1116 nucleotides. RefSeq lists its product as uncharacterized. The record is from RefSeq and is a predicted model, not a curated record. NCBI's taxonomy places the organism in Eukaryota, Metazoa, Cnidaria, Anthozoa, Scleractinia, Pocilloporidae.
AUGGCGGCACAGUGCGACCGCAGUUUGAAAACUGGUAACGAGUGCAUUGAAACGAGACAUUUAGUAGCAACAGGUUUUGACGAUAUCUCAGAGGCUGUUAGCGAGAAUGAAGAUAAUUUGGAAUCAACUCAAACGGACAAGACUUUGGUCAUUGAAAAUACAACUCAGACUGAAGACAAAGUAUUCGAAGACAGAGAAUCUCAAACAGAACAUAACAAUUUAAUUGUAAUGAUGGAAAAUGAGAUUGCUGGUAUGAAAGCCGAGAUUGAUAAACUUAUGAAACAGACUGGUGAACUGAAAGCUAAACUACUCAAUGUUGAUAGAUUUCAUUCCAAGUCAUCGUCAAUCAGCUUUUACACCCGAUUUCCUGACUUUGAGGUGUUUAAAAAAGUAUUUGACUUCCUUGAUCCAGGCGAAUAUGGUCAAAACAUUAGGUAUUGGACAUCUUUAAAUACCGAGGAACCUCCACUUGAUAUUUACGACAACGAACACGACAGUGUGCAUGUGAAACUGCCUCCAUUUCUUCGUGGUUCAGACCAGAUGGCUGCAGAUGUUGUGGCAACACAAGAAACUGCCAGUCUUCGCAUCCACGUUGAGCGGGCAAUUAACAAGAUGAAGAACUUUCAGAUAGGGGAUGGUGUUGUCCCUCUUCAUCAGAUUGGUCUGGCAAAUCAAAUGUGGGCUGUUUGUGCAUUUCUGUGCAAUGCAACUGUUAGUAGAAUUGUUAUUAGUUGGAUCAAUUUUAUGUAUCUUCGAUUUGGAGUGCUUAACAUUUGGCCAUCAAGAGAAGCUGUCAAUAGAAAAAUGCCUGAAGACUUCAGGAAGUUAUAUCCAAGUACAAGAGUUAUUAUUGAUCGUACAGAAGUGAAGUGUGCAAUGCCUAGUAGCUUGUUGCUGAAUAGUGAGUUGCUCAGUGCCUACAAGAAUCAUACUACACUAAAGGGGCUUCUGGAAAUUUCUCCAUCUGGUGCUAUCACUUACAUAAGCCAACUGUAUACAGGAAGUAUAUCAGACAGAGAAAUUGUAGAAAGGUCAGGCAUGCUUGACCUGCCAUUCAAUGAAGGAGAUUCCAUGAUGGCAGAUAAAGGUUUUACUAUAAGUGACAUCUUACCUUAA